AUUUUCCUUAACCAUUUUCCUCAUCGCCUCUCGCUUCUCCCACGUGUUCAACGUACGCUUUGUAACAACACUGUCAUCAGCCCCGUUGUAGGUGUGGGGCAUCGGGUCUACGAGGGUGCAGCAGGUCACAGGUUUUCGUUAGGAUUGGUGGUGCAGUUUUACUUCAAUUCGGCAAAGAAGCUAGUCCGACAGUGUUAAACUUGUUGGGUGCGAUCUUCAAUGGUAGUCCAGGGUUCGAAUAAGUGUUCGUAAAUGUGUUUGAAGAGCGUUCCAAGCCUUCUAGUGCGGGUCAUGUUUUCACGACAAUAAAGUGCGCGCAUUCGGAUAAAGACGGAAAUCGCAACGAUGGUGAAUGGUGCUGAUUCAUUGGCAGUACCACAGCUGCGAGAGGUUUUCUGCGUAAGAAACAGCUUUGUUUCUACAGCAGCAAUGAUCACAGAAGAAGUGUAGUAAGAAUCCGUCGUCGUACUCCACUGGUCGGUCGGUACAAGUAAUGGGGAAUUGCUUCAAAGGAUGCCUUUCGGAAGAGAAUCAAUUGCGCAGGAGUCGUACGCUGAACGCCAGCGACAGCCAGUAUGAGAUGCUGGUUGAGGGAACACUGCAACGGCAAAUACAAAACAAGCAGAAAACGAAAAAACCCAAGCUUUUCGGAAAGUUCUGGAAACGGAAGGACGUGGAGUACUCAAGACUGAAAAAAUCAAACAAUAAUUUUGUAGACAGAUGUAACAGGAAUAACAAUCAGAUAUCAGGAUCUGAAAUACAACUGCAGUGCCUCGACGCACAUUCGCUGCUGCUGGUAUCCAAGGAUGCUAAUACUCGGAGGAACGGGUAUCAUGAUCUCACAACUGACGUAACCUCUACACCGGGUAGUUCGCUGGAUCUGGAGUGGGAGAACGAUUAUGGCUACCAACAAAACCCUUGGGCAUUACGAUCAAGCGAUGAUCAACAGUUAGCCUACACAAACCGGACAGAUUCUGUUUUCAAGGUGGAAGAAUGGUCCACACUGAAGAGAAGUAAAGAUCGUAUAAACUCCAUCAGACGGCUGGAUCGGAAUGGGACCAAUCGUCCCGGACCGGAUCAGCCGUUGGCUAACGUUGGAGCCAACGAAUGCGGUGCCCUUGGGACACCCUCAAUCUGUGGUUCCUAUGCCUCUUCGUCACACAUAUCAACGCCGGAAGAUUCACUGGAAUGGGACAUCGGUCAGGAUCGGCAACUCAAAUCGGAGAAUGAAUCACUCGACUUGGAAACGAAGGAACUGCUGCUCGAAAUUGAACAACUGAAAAAUAGAGUUCUUAACGAGACUGGUGCUAACAUAAGGGAUCUAAAGUUGGAUGAAUCAGUAAGUUGAUUCCGCUAAUGGGUCGAUUUGCAGCCAAUCGGAUAGCUGACAAAAAAUCAAACACGUAUCUUUAUAUGAUUGAUAGAACAAAUCUUACAGUAUAGUGACGUUGAAUUCCCUUUAGAGUCAAAGAAUUGCAGAUUUAGCGAAAAUCGAUAAAACUCCCAGACGUUUGCAUUCGAGAGUAAUAGUAAUCUGUACAACUAACAUUAAUUGUGACUUCUACCAAUUCCAUAGUUUGUAGAAGAUUUCCGAUCAAAGCAUUGAACAAACACCUUGAGGACAAAUGAAGAAAAUCGAACUGUGAAUGAUCAAACAACCAAUGAAACAGAAAGGCAUUUAUUUUUCAAGUGCUAGAAAAUAUAAAUAACCAUAGGUCGUAACAUUGUAAAUCCAACAACAAUGCCGAAUCAGUAAUAAAAGAGGCACUCCCGUUUCCCGUUGAUCUUUGUUUUAAAUACGUUUUAAA
This is a messenger RNA of Wyeomyia smithii (pitcher-plant mosquito), 1808 nucleotides long. RefSeq lists its product as uncharacterized. NCBI's taxonomy places the organism in Eukaryota, Metazoa, Arthropoda, Insecta, Diptera, Culicidae. The transcript is spliced from 7 exons. Bases 494 to 1348 code for a protein of 284 amino acids. The record is from RefSeq and is a predicted model, not a curated record.